AUGAUCAAAAUUCUUAUGAAAAACAAACUCUGGAUCAUUUUUAUCGCCCUGAUCGUAGUUUUUAUUUCCCAUUUUCACAUUCAAAAAGUAAAAAGAGAAAGAGUUAAAAGAGAGGAAAAGAAGAAAACUGACGUGAUUUUGGAAAGAUUGGAAACUGGAAAUGAAAGGCUCGGCGCAAAUGGGAAAGCGGUUCAUUUUGUUCCGGUUAAAAAGGAUAUUCAAAAUUUACAACAGGAGAUAAUAGAAAAAUACACAAUCGAUCAUUUACUCUCCGACAAAAUCGGUCUUCAUCGAAAAAAAGCAUCCAUCAUCUUCAAUUUCUUCAACGAAGCGUGGUCUACUCUCCUCCGCUCCGUCUUUUCAGUCCUUCACACCGCUCCUUUCGGUCUUGUGGAAGAAAUUAUCCUCAUCGAUGACGACUCUGAUUUUACUUUUCUCGGCGAACGACUGGAUAAGAAAAUAAAGGAGAUGGAGGAAAAGAUCAAUUUUGCAAUUCCAAUCCGACUGAUUCGAUUAAAGGAGCGAGUUGGCUUGAUCAAGGGGAGAAAUAUCGGGGCAUCGCUGGCGAAAGGAGACGUUUUGGUCUUUUUGGACUCGCAUAUUGUCAAGGGCUUUUCUCUUUUGAUGGUUGGAGUCCCAGUCAUUUCCUGCAUCGACCGACUAACAUUCGAAUUCGUCCACGAUCCCUACUCCCGUCCACAAAUUGGCGGCUUCGACAAAGCACUCUUAUUCAAUUGGCAUUCACUUGGCGAAGAUGGUUAUCCAGCUGAUACGACAGAAGGGAUAAAAUCGCCAGCGAUGGCGGGAGGACUCUAUGCAAUUGAGAAAAAUUGGUUUCACCACUUGGGCGGGUACGAUGAUCAGAUGGAUAUCUGGGGAAUGGAAAAUGUGGAAAUGUCCGUGAGGACGUGGACUUGCGGAGGGAGCAUUGAAAUUGUUCCCUACUCGAUUAUUGGCCACGUGUUUCCUGAAAAGCCAUUUUACCACCGAGAUCCGACCCGAAAUCUCGUUCGCUUUGCUGAAGUCUGGCUCGAUGAAUACAAAGAAAAAGUCUACCGCAGAUCUUAUUUUUCUCCCCCGGACUCUUUUAAAAAUUCGAAGUCGCUGGAAACUAGAAAAGAGUUGCGAAGAAAUUUGAAGUGCAAGCCUUUUGAUUGGUUUUUGGAAAAUAUUUUUCCACAAUUUUCGCCGCCAGAAGAUAUUGAAGGGCAGUUUGGAUUCCUUCAUUCGCCGAAUUUGGAAUGGUGCUUGGCGAUAAGCUCGGUGGGAGAGCUGAUUUGGGAGCAAUGUCGGUUUUACUUGUACACAAGACCUCUUGAACAGCUUUGGGAACUGAAUUCAAACGGGCAACUGAUCAAUUUUGGCUCAAAAGGGGGUCUGGACAUUGUCGUUCUUCCGAAAGUCGCUUCUGGGGAUCAAAUAAGACUCCAAAUUGUGAAUAGAACUGAAGAAAUCGGACUGCGGGCGGCGACAAGUUUCAGAAAAAUUGACAAUCAGGGCGAUUUCUUUUUGAAAAAUGAACAUUUUAAGAAGUGCCUUGAUCGAAGAAUUCUGAAAGGCGAUGAUAGAGCUUAUUUACGAGCAUGUGAUGACAUUCACCCCCAAAGAUUCCGAUUUACUCCCGAAGAAGAAAUGAACCAACUUUAG
Molecule: messenger RNA, 1647 nt
Organism: Oikopleura dioica
Lineage: Eukaryota; Metazoa; Chordata; Appendicularia; Copelata; Oikopleuridae
Source: the annotation of a GenBank genome assembly